Messenger RNA from Pocillopora damicornis (cauliflower coral), 1276 nucleotides. Its product is annotated as beta-2 adrenergic receptor. Gene Ontology annotation, molecular function: G protein-coupled receptor activity. Lineage: Eukaryota; Metazoa; Cnidaria; Anthozoa; Scleractinia; Pocilloporidae. Gene Ontology annotation, biological process: G protein-coupled receptor signaling pathway. Gene Ontology annotation, cellular component: membrane. The record is from RefSeq and is a predicted model, not a curated record.
CCACGCCUGCGCAGUAACGGGGAAAUCACCAGGAGGUAAGGAGUGGCAUAUCAUCAACAAACUUAUUUGAAAGUCCUAAGGCGUUAAUUUGUUGGCAAAUGUAAGGAAUUAUUUAUAUACAAUUCUAGUAUGAAAAUGCAUUUAAAAAAGCGCUGUAAGAGAGGUGUAAUAGCCAUUCAAUCACAUUUGUAGGAGCUUUCAGACUCCGCGUGGCUCUCUGCCUACAAAAUUCAUCGAGAAGGAAUCGGUUACGCUUUAAAAGAACAGAUGACUACACAUUCUCACAACAAUACUUCCAGUUCGCUAAACGCAACUAGUUUGGAGAAACUGAGCAUGUGUCGAGUAAACUUCGAUCUGGCAGAAAAGAUUUGUUACACCUUUCUCUCUCUCGCAUGUGGUAUUCUUGCAGUUGGAGGGAACUUGGCCUUACUUGUAGCUCUCAACCGCACGUCAAUGGUUGGCCCCCGUGUCAAUGACUAUUUCAUUGGUUCACUUGCAUUCGCUGACUUCAUGAUCGGUCUUACCCUGACACCGCUGUAUGCUUGCUACGUCCUGGUUUCUGUUGAUUUGUGGGUUGUAAAGCUCGAAUCCUUUCUUUGGAUCGUGACAGUUACAGCCACCACGUACAGCUUGAUCGCAGUAAGUAUCGACAGGCUGAUUUCAGUCGUAUAUCCUCUACGUUAUCAUCAAUUGAUGACUGACAAACGUUGCCGUCUCGCCAUCGUCUUGAUUUGGUUUGGAUCCCUUAUUUUUGGAUUUCCAAGGCUUGUUAUUGAUGACUAUAAAAAGUUAGAAAGGCUCUGGAUCUCUUGUUCUGUUACCACAGUAGCUAUUCCUUUGAUAAUAUUGUGCUUGUGCUACGGUAAAAUCUUUUGUGUUGUACACAAACAGAAUCGAGCUUUAGCCCCCUCCAGGUUGUCGACAGCAGGUGUUAGAAAUAAGAAGGCCGUUAAGACAAUUGGAAUAAUUGUCAGUAUGUUUAUCGUAACAUUUACUCCAAGCGCUGUUGUGUAUUUUUUGCUUUUAUUCGAAAGUGAUUUUUGCCAGCAGAUGAUACUGAAUCAUGCGUGGAUUUGGGUGGCAUUUGUAUCAUUCACCCAUUCUGCAUUCAAUCCUUGGGUUUAUGGACUUCGAUAUGAAGAAAUGCGAAACUCUUUAAGGCACUCUUUCGUGAAUAGUCACAUUUAGCUAACAAUCAUGGACUACAGUUCUGUUUGUUUUUGUAUGCAAAUAGAUUAUAAAGUAAUUAUAAUGAUUGUUGUGUUGCAUCGCCAAA